This is a messenger RNA of Schistosoma turkestanicum, 7482 nucleotides long. The record is from the annotation of a GenBank genome assembly. NCBI's taxonomy places the organism in Eukaryota, Metazoa, Platyhelminthes, Trematoda, Strigeidida, Schistosomatidae.
AUGGUUAAGAAUAAAGUGAGUUCAAUUCAAGAUUUUGAAUGGAUAAGUCAAUUGAGAUAUUAUUUUUUACCAGAAGAAUCAAGUAAAGUAAUUGUAUGUCAAAUAACUACAGAAUUGGAUUAUGGUUAUGAAUAUUUGGGAAAUACUCCGAGAUUAGUCAUUACACCACUGACAGAUCGAUGUUAUCGAACACUUAUGGGUGCAUUAAAAUUGAAUUUAGGCGGUGCACCAGAAGGACCAGCAGGAACUGGAAAAACUGAAACAUGCAAAGAUUUAGCUAAAGCUAUUGCUAAACAAUGCGUUGUAUUCAAUUGUUCCGAUGGUCUUGAUUAUCGUGCAAUGAGUAAAUUUUUCAAAGGACUUGCCCAAGCUGGUGCAUGGGCAUGUUUUGAUGAAUUUAAUCGUAUUGAAUUAGAAGUAUUAUCAGUAGUAGCUCAACAAAUUCAUUGUAUACAAACAGCUAUUAGUGCUGGAUUAAAACGUUUUGUAUUUGAAGGCACAGAAUUAAGUUUAAAUCCAACAUGUACCAUGUUUAUUACAAUGAAUCCAGGUUAUGCUGGACGUCAAGAAUUACCAGAUAAUUUGAAAGUACUAUUCCGUUCAGUUGCUAUGAUGGUUCCUGAUUAUGCUCUAAUCGGUGAAAUAUCUUUAUAUUCAAUGGGUUUCAUUGAUGCUAGAUCAUUAGCUAGUAAAAUUGUCGCUACUUAUCGUUUAUGCUCAGAACAGUUAUCAUCGCAACAUCAUUAUGAUUAUGGUAUGCGAGCGGUGAAAUCCGUGCUAACAGCAGCUGGCAAUUUACGUCAAAAAUAUUUAGAUGAAAAUGAAUCAGUAUUAUUGCUAAAAGCUAUCAAUGAUGUGAAUUUACCGAAAUUUUUAUCACAAGAUAUUCCAUUAUUUGAAGGUAUUAUAUCGGAUCUUUUUCCUGGUGUUCAAUUGCCCAAAUAUGAUUAUGAUCAAUUUAUGAUUUGUUUACGUCAACAAUUAAAUAAUCGUAAACUACAAUCAAUUCCAUGGUAUUUAGAGAAAAUUUUACAAAUCUAUGAAAUGAUCCUUGUACGUCAUGGUUUAAUGAUUGUCGGUGAAACGUUAAGCGGUAAAACACAAGCAUAUCAAGCAUUAGCUGAUACAAUAACAAAAUUAGUUGAAAAUGAUCAAAUUGCCAAUGAAUAUCCAGUACAAUAUGGGAUUAUUAAUCCAAAAGCUAUAACAAGUGGUCAAUUAUAUGGACAAUUUGAUUUAGUAUCACAUGAAUGGUCUGAUGGUAUAUUAGCUGUAAUGUUUCGUGAAUUUGCUACGGUUCAAGAUAAUAAACGUAAAUGGAUAUUAUUCGAUGGACCAGUUGAUGCUGUAUGGAUUGAAAAUAUGAAUACUGUAUUAGAUGAUAAUAAAAAAUUAUGUUUAAUGUCUGGUGAAAUUAUACAAAUGUCAUCAUUAAUGAAUUUAAUAUUUGAACCAGCUGAUUUAGAACAAGCUAGUCCAGCGACUGUUUCACGUUGUGGUAUGAUUUAUAUGGAACCAGCUCAGUUAGGUUGGAGACCAAUGGUUAAAUCCUAUUUAACUUAUCAAUUACCAGAGAAUUUAACGGAUGAAUUAAAAGAAUUAAUUAAUGAUUUAUUUGAAUGGCUUGUUGAUCCAUGCUUAGAAUACAUACAAAAUGAUUGUAGACAAUUAGUUUCAAUAUCGAAUUUACAUGCUGUGAAACAAUUGAUCACAUUAUUCGAUUGUUUAUUAGAUGAAAUACGAUAUUGGUGUACAAUAAGUCAAAAUGAAGAAACAGCAGAAAGCGAUUCACCACAAGCGAAUAUGACUGCUCAAACGGUUUAUUUACAAAUUCAAGCAUUAUUUCUUUUUUCAAUUGUAUGGAGUUUAGGCUCAUGUUUAUCAACGGAAUCAAGAAAAAAAUUUGAUUUAUUCUUUCGUGAUGUAGUUUCUGGUGUCAAUCAACAAUAUCCUAAACCAAAAUCAAUUAAAUUAACUAAAGCGAAUUCCUUUCCAGAUCGUCAAACUAUUUAUGAUUUUUGGUUUGAUAAAAAAUCUCAAGGAUCAUGGAAUGAAUGGAUUAGUUUUAAUUGGAAUCCAAGUAAAGCUGGACAAUCUUUUAAUCCUUCUGAAUCAUUAUCCACAACGAAUGUAACCAGUUCUAAACAAAAAUCAGCACCAUCAACUGGAACUGAUAAAGAUUCACAAAGUGAAAUGACUGUGAAUACCAGUGAAACUGAACGAAUGUUUUUCUUUCUUAAUCUAUAUACAACACAUCAUAUUCCAUUGCUUUUAGUUGGACCUACAGGAACUGGUAAAUCUGUUAUUGCUAAUAAUUAUUUAAUUCAAUUACCGAAAGAAAAUUAUUUACCAAAUAUUUUAAAUUUUUCUGCACGUACAAGUGCUAAUCAAACACAAGAUAUUAUUAUGUCACGUUUAGAUAGACGACGUAAAUGUGUCUAUGGUCCAUCAUUAGGUAAACAAUGUAUUGUAUUUAUUGAUGAUUUAAAUAUGCCAAUGAAAGAAAAAUAUGGUGCACAACCUCCAAUUGAAUUAUUACGUAUGUGGAUUGAUCAUAAUCAUUGGUAUGAUAGAAAAGAUAAUACAAAACAAUAUUUAGUUGAUGUACGUUUUAUGGCUGCUAUGGGACCACCUGGAGGUGGACGAAGCAAUAUUACAUCACGUUUAACUAGACAUACAAAUGUAUUAGGUGUCAAUGAAUUCGAUGAUCAAACAAUGUUGAAAAUAUUCACAACUAUUACUGAUGCACAUUUUUCAAAUGGUUUUGAACCGAAAUUUAUGCAAUUAAGUAAACUAUUAGUUCAAGCAACUUUACGUGUUUAUAAAUUGGCUAUAUCAACAUUUCUACCGACACCAGCUAAAUCACAUUAUGUAUUUAAUUUACGUGAUUUUGCUCGAGUUAUCAAAGGUAUACGUUUAGUGCCAGCUAAUAAUAUGAAAGAAGACGACAAACUGAUGCGUUUAUGGAUACAUGAGGUUUAUCGUGUAUUCUAUGAUCGAUUAACUAUGACAGAAGAUGAAGAUCAUUUCUUUGAUAUUGUUCGUCAAACUUGUUCUGAUGUAUUUCGUUCAAAUAUUGAUAAAAUUUUAGGUCAUUUAAGUUUAAGUGGACGUGUUACUGAUGAAGAUGUAAGAAAUUUAUUAUUUGGUAAUUAUAUACAAGAUGAUGGUUAUUAUGAUGAAGUGACAGAUUUUAAAUUACUUGUUAAUCGUAUGGAAGAAUAUUUAAAAGAUUUCAAUGCAUUAUCUAAAACACCAAUGAAUCUUGUUAUGUUUAAAUUUGCUAUUGAACAUAUUAGUCGUGUAGCACGUGUUUUAUUACAAGAUAAUGGACAUGCAUUAUUAGUUGGUGUUGGAGGUAGUGGUCGUCAAAGUGCUACACGUUUAGCCAGUCAUAUUGCUAAUCAUGAAUUAUUUGUCAUUGAAAUAACUCGUACUUAUGGUGUAAAUGAUUGGCGUGAUGAUAUUAAACGUUUACUACUCAAAACUGGUUUAGAAGCUAAAUCUACUGUAUUCUUAAUUAGUGAUACUCAAUUAAAGCAUGAAUCAUUUAUGGAAGAUCUAUCAAUGUUAUUAAAUUCUGGUGAUGUACCAAAUUUAUUUCCACCAGAUGAAAAAGCUGAACUAAUAGAUAAAGUACAAGGUGUUGCACGUGCAGAAAUGGCUAAAUUAGCUGAAAAGAAAGCUGCAUUAGAUGAAAUUCAAGCGAAAUUUCAAGGUUUACAAGAUCAAUUAGAAGAAAUGCAAAAAAAGAAACAAGAUUUAGAAGAUAAUAUUGAUUUGUGCAGUAAAAAGUUGGAUCGUGCCGAAAAGUUGAUUAGUGGAUUAGGCGGAGAAAAAACCCGAUGGACUGAAGCUACUGAAAUGUUAAAAGAACGUUAUAUAAAUAUUAUUGGAGAUGUUUUGUUAAGCGCUGGUGUUGUUGCCUAUCUUGGACCAUAUACUGUGGAUUUUCGUUCGGCUAUACAACAAGAAUGGCAUCAAUUAUGUCGGAAAUUGGGAAUUCCUUGUUCGGAAGUAUUUCGUAUCUCUGAUACAUUAGGUGAUCCGGUUAAAAUUCGUUCAUGGAAUAUUGCUGGUUUACCAGUAGAUAGUUUUUCUAUUGAUAAUGGUAUUAUUGUUACAAAUUCUAAUAGAUGGUCAUUAUGUAUAGAUCCACAAGGUCAAGCAAAUAAAUGGAUUAAAAACAUGGAAAAAGAUAAUAAAAUACAAGUUAUCAAACUAAGUGAUACACAUUAUCUGCGUACAUUAGAAAAUGCUAUUCAAUUUGGUUCACCGGUAUUAAUGGAAAAUGUCGGUGAAGAAUUAGAUGCAGUGCUAGAACCAGUUUUACAACGUUCAUUAUUCAAAUCACAAGGCAGUUGGUGUAUACGUCUUGGUGAUAAUGUGAUUGAAUAUAAUUCGAAUUUUCGAUUUUACAUUACUACACGAAUGCGUAAUCCGCAUUAUUUACCGGAAAUCGCAGUGAAAGUUUGUUUGAUCAAUUUUAUGAUUACACCACUUGGUUUACAAGAUCAACUAUUAGGUAUUGUGACAGCUGAAGAGAAACCAGAAUUAGAAGCUAUCAAAAAUCAAUUGAUCGUGGAAUCCGCAGAUAAUAAACGUCAAUUAAAAGAGUUAGAAGAUAAAAUAUUAGAAGUACUAAGUACUUCACAAGGAAAUAUUUUAGAGAAUGAAACUGCUAUCAAUGUGUUAAGUUCAUCGAAAAAAUUAAGUGAAGAAAUCACUCAAAAACAAGCUGUAGCAGAGAAUACUCAAUUAGAAAUUGAUGCUGCACGUAAUGGUUAUCGUCCAGUGUCUGAGCAUGGUUCAUUAUUAUUCUUUUGUAUAUCAGAUUUAUCGAAUAUUGAUCCUAUGUAUCAAUAUUCAUUGACAUGGUUUAUUAAUUUAUUCUUAUCAUCUAUUUCGAAUAGUGAGAAAUCACCAAUUUUAGAAGAACGAAUUGAAUUAUUGAAUAGUUAUUUUACAACAAGUGUUUAUCGAAAUAUUUGUCGUUCAUUAUUUGAAAAUCAUAAAUUAUUAUUUUCUUUAAUUAUGUGCUAUUCACUUAUGAGUAAUAAAGGGAAAGUAAAUAAUACAGUUUGGCGUUUUCUAUUAACUGGUGGUGUUGCCCUUGAUAACCCUCAUGCCAAUCCAUGUCCUGACUGGUUAUCCGAUAAAUGUUGGUCGGAAAUUGUACGGGCUUCAGAAUUACCAGGAUUAGAAGGAUUUAUGGAUAGCGUUCAAUCUGUUCCAAAUGAAUGGAAAGCCAUGUAUGACGAUUUAACACCUCAUAGAUUUUCUAUUCCUGGAGAAUUUUCAAAAUUAGAUGGUCUUGAAAAAUUGGUUGUAUUACGAUGUAUACGUCCAGAUAAAGUGAUUCCUGGAAUUCAAGAUUUUAUUGUACAAAAUCUUGGUCAACAAUUUAUUGAACCGCCAACAUUUGAUUUAUCUGGUUCAUUUGCUGAUUCCAAUUGUUGUUCACCAUUAAUAUUUAUCUUAUCACCUGGUGCUGAUCCAAUGAAUGCUUUAAUUAAAUUCGGCAUUGAUUUAGGAUAUACUAAUGAUCGUAUACAAACAAUAUCACUUGGUCAAGGUCAAGGUCCAAUAGCAGCAAAUAUGAUUUAUCAAGCUAUUAAAAAUGGUACAUGGGUUGUAUUACAAAAUUGUCAUUUAGCUGUUAGUUGGAUGAAAUCAUUAGAGAAAAUAUUUGAAGAAACAAUUACACCAGAAAAUGUGAAUGUUAAUUUUCGUUUAUGGUUAACUAGUUAUCCUUCACCUGAUUUUCCUGUUACCAUAUUAGAAAAUGGUGUUAAAAUGACAAAUGAACCGCCAAAGGGUUUACGAUCAAAUUUAUUACGUUCCUAUUUAAAUGAUCCUAUAUCAGAUCCAAUAUUUUAUAAUGGUUGUACAAAAAAUCCUAUACUGCAUAAAAUGUUGUUUGGAUUAUGCUUCUUUCAUGCAUUAGUACAAGAACGACGUAAAUUUGGUCCACUUGGUUGGAAUGUUCCAUAUGAAUUUAAUGAAUCAGAUCUACGUAUUAGUGUUCGACAAAUGAAGAUGUUUUUAGAUCAGUAUGAUGAAAUCCCGUUUGAAGCAUUAACUUAUCUAACUGGUGAAUGUAAUUAUGGUGGACGUGUAACUGAUGAUAAAGAUAGACGAUUAUUACUUUCAUUAUUGGGUAUAUUUUAUAAUAAAAGAAUUAUUGAAGAAGAAAAUUACAAAUUUUCUCCAUCUGGUAUUUACUAUUGUCCUGAGGAUGGUACAGUUCAACAAUUUAUUGAUUAUAUACGUUCAUUGCCAUUAAAUCCAAUGCCAGAAGUUUAUGGACUUCAUGAUAAUGCUGAUAUCACUAAAGAUAAUCAAGAAACAUUUCAAUUAUUUUCUGGAAUUUUAUUAACAUUACCAAGACAAAAAGAUACAGCUGGUAAAUCACCAGAAUCAGCUGUACAAGAAUUAGCAUCCGAUAUUUUGUCGAAACUUCCACCAGAUUUCAAUCUAAAAGAGGUAAUUGAGAAUUAUCCUGUCAGAUAUGAAGAAUCAAUGAAUACUGUACUUAGACAAGAAUUAAUACGAUUCAAUCGUUUAACUAGUGUUAUACGUUCAACAUUAAUAGAUUUACAAAAAGCUAUUAAAGGUUUAGUUGUUAUGUCAGCUGAUUUAGAGGAUGUAUUCAAUUCAAUGUUAGUUGGAAAAUUACCAAGUGUUUGGGCAGCUAAAUCAUAUCCAUCAUUGAAAUCUUUAGGAAGUUAUAUACAAGAUUUAUUAUAUAGAUUGAAAUUUUUCGCUGAUUGGUUAACCCAUGAUACACCACCGGUGUUUUGGAUAUCAGGUUUCUAUUUUACACAAUCUUUUCUAACUGGUGUAUUACAAAAUUAUGCAAGAAAAUAUACAAUACCAAUUGAUACACUUGGUUUUGCAUUUCAUAUUACAUCGAAACAUUUGAAUAUUAUUAGUCUAUUAGAAAAUGUCUCGUCUAUACCGAAAUUUUCACGACAAUCAUCAUGUAUUGGAGGCAAUAGGCGUGCAUCAGCAGCUGUUAACAAUAACAAUAGUAGCAAUAGUAAUUUGGAUAAACCCAAAAGACCAAUUGGACAAUUUGGUGAUUUUAUGAAACCAAAUGAUGGUGCUUUUAUUACAGGUUUAUACUUGGAAGGUGCACGUUGGGAUUUACUGGAUGAUUGUUUAAGUGAAUCAAAACCGAAAAUAUUAUUUGAUACAAUGCCAGUUAUUUGGCUUAUUCCAAAAAAGUUGAAUGAAAUCAGUCGUGAAUCAACUUAUACUUGUCCAGUCUACAAAACAUCUGCUCGACGAGGUGUUCUAUCCACAACAGGACAUUCAACAAAUUUCGUAUUAUAUGUUGAUAUGAAAACAAAUCAACCACAAGAACAUUGGAUUAAUCGUGGUGUAGCUGCUUUAUGUCAAUUAGAUGAUUAAUGAGAAGAGAUAUUGAAAAGAUUAGUAUAUGCUUUAAAUGAAUAAGGAUGAAGAUAAUGUUUUUUU